ACCAGUCUAACAAUCAAACCUUCGAUUACACCGCAGAGGAAGAAGCAGAAGCUAGCAGGUGCGGCUUCUGUUUGUUAUUGAGAGAUUUUUGCAUUGUAUCUCAGGAUGGCGCAGUGGGGUGCCAUCUUCUCCAUUAUUGUUGCCAUUGGGGGGGCAGCGCUGCUGGCGUCUGUGCACAAAAUUGAAGAGGGACACACAGGAGUAUACUACAGGGGGGGAGCUUUGCUGACGUCCACCAGUGGACCUGGUUUCCAUCUCAUGCUUCCUUUCAUCACCACAUACAAGUCAGUGCAGACGACACUGCAAACAGAUGAAGUGAAGAAUGUGCCUUGCGGUACCAGUGGUGGAGUGAUGAUUUACUUUGACCGCAUCGAAGUGGUGAACUACCUCAUUCCAUCUGCCGUCUACGACAUCGUAAGAAACUUCACUGCCGACUACGACAAAGCGCUGAUCUUCAACAAGGUCCAUCACGAGCUGAACCAGUUCUGCAGCGUUCACUCCCUGCAGGAGGUUUAUAUCGGCCUGUUUGAUCAAAUUGACGAAAACCUGAAGCUAACUCUGCAGGAGGAUCUCACCAAAAUGGCUCCUGGUCUCAUCAUACAGGCGGUUCGAGUCACCAAACCAAACAUCCCAGAGAGCAUUCGCAGGAAUUACGAGCUCAUGGAGAGCGAGAAAACCAAGCUGCUCAUAUCCCAACAGACGCAGAAGGUCGUGGAGAAAGAGGCAGAGACUGAAAGAAUCAAAGCUGUGAUCGAGGCAGAAAAAGUUGCUCAAGUGUCUGAGAUCAAGUUUGGGCAAAAGGUCAUGGAGAAGGAAACUGAAAAAAAGAUCUCUGAGAUUGAAGAUAACGCCUUCUUGGCCCGCCAGAAAGCCAGAGCAGAUGCCGAGUUCUACACAGCUCAAAGAGCAGCAGAGGCCAACAAGAUGAAACUGACCCCAGAGUAUCUGCAGCUGAUGAAGUACAAGGCCAUCGCAGCCAACAGCAAAAUCUACUUUGGGAACGACAUCCCACAGAUGUUUGUGGACUCUCCCAGCAGCUCGGCCAAAACCUCUGCAGCCAUGGACAUUGUGGCCGAUCAGCUUCUGGAUCUGGAUUAGCAAGUAAGAGAAGUGGGCAGGAUGCACGGGACCAACCGGGGAGGAGAACAAUGAAAAGGCAGCCACCUACAGGUUGGCUGGGCGUCAGACUCUUUGGACCAGAGCCUGCAGUUCUCAGCCUCUCGCUGCGGGAAUCAAUUCGCCUGGAUUCACUUUCCUUUUUCUGGGUCAUCUGAUCGUCUUGGACUGAAGAAGAGUGUGUAGCAUUGAUUUUAUAGUUUUAUUGUUGAGGAAGCUGCGUACAAGAGAGGAGAUAUUUUGUCUAAAUGGUAUUUAAUGAUAAUUCUCAUGAUUUGUUUUGAGGCAGCGUGUUCAUCUGAGAGCUCCUGUCUGGUCACGCCACAGCCUGCGACUCCAAGCAGAAACACCACCGACAGAUCUCAGGGAGAUACCAAGGUUAUCAGAACCUGCCAACUCACUCACUGACUGAACUGAAGCCAGGACCACUGUCUCAUGGUCACAUCUUUUAGAUGUGUGAAUUAUUCUGCACAUAAUCAUGGUAUGAAUCACUUUUGUCACUCAGAGAUUGUUAUCAGCAGCGUUUGGAAAUCCCCAACAUAUCAGUGAGUCAUGCCAGUGACGCUGCGCCGCCGGUGCGCAGACACACUUAAUAGUGGAGUAGAUGAAGUAGCUCCUUUGGUGCUUGUCCAGGGCGUGCUGCUGCCGCUGCUAUAAAAAGUUAGCCUAAUUGGUUUGCCGAAACUAGUUGACUUGAAAGAACAGAAGGGUGAAGGCAUCGGUCAUGUGGUUCGUAGCAUUUUUAGAGGUAUUGAGAGGCAUCAGCAUGGGAGGGAGCUGAAAAGCAAAAAAAAUGUCUCAAAAUUCUCAUGAUUAUGGAGACAUGCCAGAAACAUUCCAGAACUCAUGCUCACAAUUCAUAAGGUUGCGUCCAUCAUAAGGGGAAUGACUAGACUGAAUUUAUUACAUCCAAGGGGGCUGUGAGAUUGUCUGUCUGUAUGAUGAACAUUUCCAAACAUAUUUCCUUUGAAUAUUGUCCUGUAGUUCCAUCUAGCACCAGGAAGGUUUUGAACGAAUCAUCUUUCACUUGUAUGGCUUCUACUGAAGCCUUGACUCACUGAAUCCCAUCGUACAUUUGAAAGGUUUAAAUGAAUCAACUUCCAUCCAUGUGACUGCUGACAAAACUAUAUUAUUAUAUAUUAUAUUGACAUUGUUUUUGGGUUGACAGGUAGGAAUGGGAGCAACUUGACAACUCAGGAGUGCGGCAGCAGUUGUGCCACUGGAUUAAUGCUUGAAUUGUAGAAGUUUUUUGAGCUUUUGAUAACUGAAGUCUGUACGUGUUGAAGAAGUACUUUAGAGCGAUUAGAUCAGUCAUGCUGGGCAUAGCUGAUCCACGCGAUAAUAAUAUGUGGAACAUGUCAUUUAAAAUUGUAUCUUACUAGUGAAAAGUCUCUGCUUAUUCUCCUACGCCCAUAAUGCACUGCAACAGCUGAAGCAACAGUUGGGGUUAAAGGAGACGUGGAUCAAUUGAUGAACAAGUAAAUGAAAUAAGAACAAUGGAUGCGUCAGUCAAAUUCAUGUUUCGCCAUUGUUUCCCAAAAUACAACGUAAAUGGUAUCGCUUUCUAAAUGAUGUCAUGCAAAACUUUUGUCUCAGGUUUGCACACACUCGAGUUGAAUCAUCAGCUGGAGCUUGUUGGGACUCACGUCGCUGUUGUAUCUCGGUGAGAUUGAAGACAGUGACUCAACACAGUGUAAAGAUAAAAAGCAGCAAUUGUGGAUCUUUCAAUCUUCGUCUAUUUGUUUGUGAUUCCUAGCAACCGGACACUUGUUAUCUCACACCUGGUGAGGACAACUUUUGUUUUAGCUCCAGCUGCUUUUUACUUCUUUAGUGUGUUUUUCUUACAGCUAGGUGAACCAAAACAAGCACUCUUCCCACAUGCAGUUUUUGUUUAAUUGAAGGGAAUAUUUGUGAUUUAGUGUAAUGAAUGUGUUCGUAUGUCAGAACAAGCUAUAACGAAAACAAGAGAUCGCACUGUAGGUGUCAUUUUAUUAAUUGUAUGUAGUCUAUUUAUUCAUGAGGACCUUUCUUUCACUUUUUGUAUUAACAUUUCUAUAUUAUUGAGUCGAUAUUUUUCAUGUAAAAAAACAAAAAAACAAAUACAUGCUUGAGGAACAAGAUGAAACCCCAGUGGUCGUCUGCAGUACAGCCGUUCCGAGGGCUUCAGACUGCCACCGAGUGCUUGCUGUUCUUUCUUUCAAAAUGAGAAUAAAUAUCAGACUUCGCACACAGCUGAUCGGGAACGUUCAGUUCUCCAAAACCAAACAGCCCGUCGCCUGACUGAGACCUGCCAAUCAAUGAGACCCAGGCGCCUGUCUUUCAGUGAGCGGCAGUUCAUGAUGUGAAGCUGUUUUUAUGUAAUAAUAUAAGCGCGACUACAAGCUACAUCUCUUUUCAUUGAAACAUUCAUGUUGCAGUCUCAAGGUCAGGCCCUCAUAAAGGUUACACUUGCUAAACUACACAGCGCGAGCACCAGAUGUGCUCCCCUACAUUAUGUAUAUGACACUGAAAAAAUUUGAUCUUAGCCAACCAAAUGAUCUUUUCUCUGCUCGUAGGCUCCAACUCCAGCUGUUGUCUGCUUAUGACUGCAAUUCCAGAAACUCAGUGUUGCAGAUUUGUUGUUAACAAGAACUUCAGCACUCAUUUUGUCCUGAAUUCAUAAAUUAUUUCAUUUGUUUUUGUCUUUUCUAGAGGAAACAGGAACAUCACAUCGGGCUGUUCAUUAGUUGUUGACCUUUUCUACUUUUACAAAUAUAAAUUAUUGAUUCACAGAUAAUGAUUUCAUCAUUAUGAACCAAAUUUGCAUUCAUUCAUUUUCAUGCCAUGGUUUGUACUCCAUUAUUAAUUGUCAAUAUGCAGCAAAUCAUCCUUAAACAUUUUGAGUUUGUUUUGUCAGCAGUUAGGGGGAUGUUUACUUGCUUUGACAAGUCACUUGUGAGUCUGUCAGUUCAGUAUGGCUUGCGCAUUCCACUUGCGCAUUCCGUGACUCAGCUGAUACAAAAGUAAUAUCUCUGUUUAAUCUUCAAAAUGGCUGUCCUGCCCUCAAGCAGGGAUGGAACGGAAGUUAAAUAAAUCGACUUUAUUAGACUUUUAUUGCCCCUUUUCCAGUGUAUGACUUGACUUGCAUGUCUACAUCCCGCUCAGCAUGAACUUUCCCCGAGCUUGUGUUCAGCAAAGAGGCACGAGACAUGGCUGAUGCAUAGCUGCUAAAGGCGGGGGGUUGUUGGGUCCUAGCUUCAGCAGACGGUUGGUCCGUCCUCACGAGGACUGUCAAAAUAUUAACCCCGUAAAUCCACACAAAACUGGGACCAUGUUUAAUAUGCACGGUCUCAAGAUGGAGCUUUUUGGUCUCCUCAUCAGACCAGCAUGGUGCUGUGGUCGGGAGUUAGUAAAGACACUUCAAACCCACACAUUUCUUCAACAGCGAGUCAUGGCUUUGCACGUACCUUGCCAGCUGUAAAAGAGGUGAUCCACUUGGCGGACUGCCCUGGUUUGUCCUGAGAUUCUGGAUGAUAUUGUUGGUCAAAGAGGGCUCUGAGUUGGGGACACCUUAAACAGGUGAUGCCCACCGUCUCCUCUACUACCGUGUUCCUGCUCAUCUAUAUGUCGAAAGAAGAUUAGAGAUCCUCUCCAUACAAACCUGUUUCAGUGCCUCAGAACUAGAAGGAAGUAAAAUGGUGAGCCAGGUCAGCCUCACCUUCACCUCUGCUUCCCACUGACCUCAGAGGUACCACAAGUUCUCCAUUUCACACAAGGGUCAUGUUGUAAGUACCGUUUUUUUGUUACAUGAGAGAGCUACCUACGAAAGAUGGCUAAUUUUAUCCACAAAAACUGACAGAUGGAAAAAGCCCAGACUCUUACAACAUUAGUGAGUGUUCCUUUUCUUUUUACUAUACUGAAGUUAAGUCCACGGAAUAAACACCAACAACCCACCGUACAACUACCAGACACAUUUAGCACUGAAAACUUGGCAGAAAUUCUUCACUGACAUGUGUAUGUCGAGGGAGCGAGGAGCCAGGUCCGUUGCCAAGAUGCAUGCGCAUAUUUCUUAUAACCUUGACUGUAAAUGGUUCUAUAAACCAGCUGGUCAGAAUACUGCGCUAAGUAUAGAAUGUCCUAUAGAUGAGGCGUGCAUGUGUGUGUGGGUCGUUCAUCCUACUUUGUGGGGACCAAUUCUUGACAAAAUGUCGUCCUUGUGAGGGCCGCACGAUUCUGUGGGGACAUGUGGCUGGCAGACUCCUGGUUCAGUUUAGCCAUGUGGCCAUGUGUUUUGGAUGGUUAGGUUGAGAGUGAAGGUCUAGGGAAAGGGUUAUGGCAAUGAUAAGCCUCAUAAUGUCCCCACAAGGAUAGAAUUACACAUGUGUGAGUGAGUGAGUGUGUGAGGUGCCCGGUGCUGCUGGGCCCAAGACAUUAGAGGAGAAUGUAAUGCGAAGUGUCAUUGACUGCCUUCCUGCCUGAACGAUACACUGUAGUCAAGAUUGACUGUGAAAAGUGGCAAAAUAGAACUACGGGUUUGGUGGAAACCACUGGUUAGCAAACAUGACACCCCACUCAAAAGAAGAGUAACAAUACAAGCGGGAGGAAUGGGUGCCUAUAAGACCCAUUCAUGCUCCCUGUACGUUCAAAAUUGUACCUGUCUCGUUCAAACGAUUGUCACGGAUCACAUGGCUCCAUGUGUUCUUUACAUUGGUAUUGCUGUUCAUCAAUAUAGCCACCAGGGGGAGCAGCCCACAGUCAAGCUCCAAAACCAACAUGGCGACUGUGGAAGAAGCAUUGAUCAUGUAGCUCUUGCACAAAAGAGGAAAGUGAGGCAGCGUUGUAGGAGGCGGUGGUCAGUGAGGCUGUUGAAUAUAUCGCCACUGGAGGACGCAGAGUUUCCACCUUUUUGUCUGCUUUGUCUCUCAUUAGAGCCAUGUAUCAGGUAGUAACAGCAACGCUGCCCCCAUGGUCCGAAUCCGUUGGGUAGACUCACAGUAGACUCACGGUCUUUAGAGGCCUGUUGCUUCUGUUUCGGCAUCUCGUAAGCAAAAACCUGUUAAAGUAAAGCACAGCGUAGACCGGAUCAAUCCAAUAAUUCAAGUGGUUGUUUUCCUGCUCUAUUGGAGGUGACAGCUGGCCACAUUCCCGACUGUCAGUCAGUAGGUGAGGGUGCGAAUCUCACCAUUCAGUGUGAUUUAUAUCUUUAAUUGUCAUGUACAGUCUUGCUCAGAUAUUUUAUCAGACUGCAGCCGACUGUUGCUGUCGGUGUGGACACGUCCAGCGUCUUCGUAAAUGAAUGUUUUUUCACAUUUAAAAAACACUGUCCUCGAAGGAAUCGACGUGUUGUUUCUCCAAGUCUGUGUGCUGUGUUCACCGUUUGAUGAAGGUGUGUUUAAAUAAAGCUUCCUUUCUUUUUUCCACCUGUGUUGCAUAACGCUCAUUAAAAGUAUAUCGUUGGCCCCGCAGAGCCGGAGCAGGUCUAAUGCGUCACCUCUCUUGUCUCGGGUUGCUUC
Synchiropus splendidus (mandarinfish) is the source of this 6608-nucleotide messenger RNA. RefSeq names its product ER lipid raft associated 2 (gene erlin2). The coding region runs from base 106 to 1098 and encodes 330 amino acids. Gene Ontology annotation, molecular function: ubiquitin protein ligase binding; cholesterol binding. Lineage: Eukaryota; Metazoa; Chordata; Actinopteri; Syngnathiformes; Callionymidae. Gene Ontology annotation, cellular component: endoplasmic reticulum; endoplasmic reticulum membrane. The transcript has 12 exons. Gene Ontology annotation, biological process: SREBP signaling pathway. The record is from RefSeq and is a predicted model, not a curated record.